Molecule: messenger RNA, 1430 nt
Organism: Ctenopharyngodon idella (grass carp)
Lineage: Eukaryota; Metazoa; Chordata; Actinopteri; Cypriniformes; Xenocyprididae
Gene: junba
Product: JunB proto-oncogene, AP-1 transcription factor subunit a
Exons: 2
Coding region: 188-1057 (289 amino acids)
Biological process (GO): regulation of transcription by RNA polymerase II; regulation of cell cycle; regulation of cell population proliferation
Cellular component (GO): transcription regulator complex
Molecular function (GO): transcription factor binding; RNA polymerase II cis-regulatory region sequence-specific DNA binding; DNA-binding transcription factor activity, RNA polymerase II-specific
Source: RefSeq, a predicted model, not a curated record
AUAAAAGGCUUCAAGGCGCACUUCUCAUGAGAUCGAGUACGCGCAGAGCCAGAAGAUACAGCGUGCGGCUGUUUGUAAAUAACUGUCCGGGAACAGCGAAAAAGCACUUUUUGGACAUCAGCUGUCAAGGGAAAACACCUGUCGACUUGACGCUGCCCUGCACGACUACAAGCUCCUAAAGCAGAACAUGAGCGUGGGCUUCACCGAACCUUACCGAAACCUCAAGUCCCUCCGCUCCGAAAGCGACUUCUACACGGCGGCGACCGCAGACGUGGGCUCGCUGAAACUCGCCUCUCCGGAGCUGGAGAGACUCAUCAUCCAGAACGGUAACGGUGUCAUCACAUCACCCACCCCGGGGCAGUAUCUGUACACCCGGAGCAUCACAGAGGAGCAGGAGGGCUUCGCAGACGGCUUCGUAAAGGCGCUGGACGAGCUCCACAAAAUGAACCAAAUGCCCCCGCCGAACGUGUCCAUCGGGGCCGGCGGACUGUCGUCCUGCUCGGCGGCUUCGUCCGUCUUCGGCGCCUCCCUGCAGCCGGAGACCCCCGUGUACACCACUCUAAACAGCUGCAAUCCCAACACUAACCUCACGCCUGCAAACAACUACCCGACAGCCACCAUCAGCUACCUGCCUCACCACCACCACCAACAGUACCAUCACCACCACCAAGCCACGACGCACCCUCAUCACUUUCAGCACUCGCUCCAUCCGCAGCGACUCGUUUCGCUCAAAGAGGAGCCACAGACCGUCCCCGACCUGCAGAGCAGCGACGGCUCUCCUCCCAUGUCCCCGAUCGACAUGGAGGACCAGGAGCGCAUCAAAGCGGAGCGCAAGAGGCUCAGGAACCGGCUGGCGGCCACCAAGUGCCGGCGACGGAAGCUGGAGCGCAUCUCCAGGCUGGAGGACAAAGUGAAAAUCCUAAAGUCGGAUAACGCCGGACUGUCCAGCACCGCCUCCCUGCUGAGGGAGCAAGUGGCCCAGCUCAAGCAGAAGGUCAUGACCCACGUGAGCAGCGGCUGCCAGCUGAUGUUAACGCCGAAGAUCAAGUCGUUUUAAAACGAACUGCGAUCACACGGACAAUGACAAAUGGGAAACACUGGAAGAGCAGACCAUGUUUGUGUGUUUUGAUGCAAAUGCAAUUGCAGCACUGAGUACGAGCGUUGUAUAUUUCUUAAGUGUUUUCUUGUAGAAAACUAUAGUGUUAUAAUAAUUGUCUUCGAAAGCAUCUUGAGCGACAAGGUACUUCCAACUGGACAAUGAAAGCACUUGAACCUGAGUAACUUUGGUUUUGUUGUUAAGUGCUGCCCUAUGAAAACAUUCCAGUAAGUUAUUGAUAUUGUGAGUCAGGUUGAUCCAGACCUUUACAUGUGUUUCUGUUUGUUUUGUUUAUAUUUUGUUUUUUAUAUUUAAGUAAAAAUGUUGAAAAUAA